AGCUGACACAAUCUUCGACGGAGUUGGACGGAUGCCCCUUGCUCCACCUUAGACAAUACAGGCAUUCCCUUGGGUCUUUAGUACAUAACCAUCGUGUCGGUGCUCUCCCAGUGUAGCUUGUUCGAAUUCAGCUCUCUAAGUCUCCCGAGACGGGAUCACAACCAACUAACAAUAGCCUUGUUUAAUAUUUGCUUGCGACCGCGACCCCUCGGACGUCGAGCCCCGCGCUUAUGCUGCGCUUCGAUCCUUUCACACUCUCGUCUUCUUCCCUCUAAUCGCUCAUACGUCGUCGGGCUGCAACAGCGCACACGCACACAAUGGCCUCAGAAAAGCCGACAGUCCUCAUCAUCGGCGGCUUAGGUUAUAUCGGACGCUUCUUGGCUCGAUACAUACACGAGAGCGACCUCGCAUCUGAGGUUCGCCUGGUCGACAAAGUACUGCCGCAGCUCGCUUGGUUGGCACCCGAGUUCGAAAAAGCAUGCUCUUCAGAGAAAUUUAUCCAAGCGGAUGCGAGUAAAGAGCAGGCUCUAGCGCGAAUAUUUGAUCGAACAGACGGGAAAGAGUGGGAUUAUGUCUUCAACUGCGGCGGCGAGACGAGAUAUUCCCAGGAGGACGAGGUAUAUAAAGUACGAUCUUUAGGGUUAUCGUUAGCAGUCGGGAGGGAGGCGGCGAAACGGAAAGUGAAAUGCUUUGUGGAGUUAAGCACAGGCAUGGUAUAUAAACCGAAUUCGUCGCCGAGUAAAGAGGGCGAUAAGCUUAAACCAUGGAGCAAGAUCGCUAUCUUCAAACUUCAGGCAGAAGAGGAGCUCGCCAAGAUUGAAGGCUUGAACCUCGCUAUCGUGCGUCUACCACACGUAUAUGGCCCGUAUGCAUCGCAAUGGGUAGCGACGGCAUUAUGCAUGGCGCGCGUCUACCAAGCGCUUGGCGAAGAGAUGAAAUGGUUAUGGACUAAAGAUUUGCGUACGAACACAGCCCACAUCGACGAUGUUACACGAGCUCUGUGGGCCGUUGCCGCCUGGUACGACGCAGGCAAGGCCAAUUGGGACGAGAAGAGCAUGGGCCAGGUGCCUACAUUCAACGUCGUCGACAAGGGCACGACAAACCAAGGCGUGGUCGCCGGUAUCAUCGGAGAGGUGUUCGGAAUCGAGACGGGAUUCCAAGGUCAACUUCUUAGCAACCUGGCUCGCCUUAACAUGGAUAGCGUCGUCGACGAUGUCAACGAUGACGUUCUCGGACCCUGGGCAGACCUUCUCUCCGAAGCCGGGAUAACGAGACCGGGACCACUGACUCCGUUUAUGGAGAAGGAGCUGCUAAAGGAUACGGAUCUAAGCAUGGAUGGUAGCCGACUUGAGGAGGUGCUUGGAUUUGAGUAUCAAAAGCCAACUAUCACUAAGGAAUUGGUCGAGGAGGUGAUCGAGAGCUAUAAACGGAUGAAGUGGUGGCCGUAACGUGGCGGUGAUUACCGAUGACGAUUUUAACAUACCCC
This is a messenger RNA of Annulohypoxylon maeteangense, 1486 nucleotides long. RefSeq lists its product as uncharacterized. Bases 318 to 1448 code for a protein of 376 amino acids. The record is from RefSeq and is a predicted model, not a curated record. The transcript has 3 exons. Lineage: Eukaryota; Fungi; Ascomycota; Sordariomycetes; Xylariales; Hypoxylaceae.